AUGGCGGCCGGCCCACGCUCCACUGACAUGUACUUGAUCAGGAAGGAAACUGAGCUCCGGUACGACCGCAUAUUCAAGGCACUAUGGAAAAAGCUGGAAGCUCUCCUGCGGUCCCCGCAAGCGGAAGCCUCACCUGGCAGUAUGCUGCGUAGGCCAAAACGAUGGGGCAAAGAGAUGGAUGGGACACCCCUCACUCUCAAAAUGGCCACUCAUAAGAAAGGGCCCGGCCCAACUGCACACGAACGGAGCAAAGCUGCGACCAGACUCAGACCGCACAAAGCCCACAAAGCUAAGGGGACCCCCAAGGCUCCACACCAAAGGCAACCUCGCCAAAAAGCUGCGGUCCAACACGGACUCAAGAGGAGCAAAGCUCACCCAGACGGACCGAGGGGAGGGCAAACGGUCAAGCCUACACUAA
Pelobates cultripes (western spadefoot toad) is the source of this 418-nucleotide messenger RNA. The record is from the annotation of a GenBank genome assembly. Lineage: Eukaryota; Metazoa; Chordata; Amphibia; Anura; Pelobatidae.